Molecule: messenger RNA, 1605 nt
Organism: Caenorhabditis angaria
Lineage: Eukaryota; Metazoa; Nematoda; Chromadorea; Rhabditida; Rhabditidae
Source: the annotation of a GenBank genome assembly
AUGCAUUCAAAAUUGAAAAUAUUCCAAUUCCUAACAUUAUUAGUAUAUUUAUCUCAUCAAAAUCAAUCAGGAUUUCAAGAUCAGAUCGGAGAAAUCGAACCAAUUUGUAAACAACCAAAAGAUCCGCGAGAAUAUCCAAAAACUUUGGUUUUGUUCAUGAUUGAUAGGAGUGAUAGCAAGGUUUUUGUGAGUUUAGGGAAGGUCUUAAGGUCUUUAGAAAGGUUUAAGAGCUUUAGGGUUUUUUAAAGCUCUCAUAAAUCCUUUCAGAAUCAAAACAUCGGCUACAUCUUCAAAUUAUUCCUCUGCAUCUUCAUACCAAAUUAUACCUACUUCGAUAUCAUCGAUUAUUCUUCUGAAGCUGAUUAUCAAAAACAAUUUCCACCUAUGAAAAAACGAGGAAGAACUGAAGCUCUAAAUCGAUUCCGACACUAUGAGCAAUACCCAGAAUCUUCUCAAAACAUCUCAAAAAUUGAUCGAAUUUAUGAAGCUCUCGAAUACUUUCGAGAAGAAUCUAAUGACACCUGUGAAAAUUCUGUGAACGUUCUCAUUUAUAUUCCAAUCAUUACUCCAGUUAUGAUAAAUCGAUCACCGGAUUGGACGAAUUUUAAUUAUUUGGUAGAGAAAAUGAAUAUUUUGAGGAACACAACUACUAGUAAUACAAAAUAUGUGGCGUUGAAUUUUUUCGAAUUUGAUGAUGGAUUUAUUCGAUUUGGCGGGCUUCAAUUGGGAUAUCGUGAGUUUUUUUGAGGGAAAAAAAGUGGGCGCUGCUUAUUUUUCUCUGCGUCUCUCGAAAUAAUGCAUAGGCGCUGCUUAUUCACAUAAAAUAAGCAGCGCCUAUAGUUAAUUUUGAGAGACGCAGAGAAAAAGAUAGGCUCCGCCCACUUUUACACAAGAAAAAAGAUAAGCAGCGCCUAUGCUUUAUUUCGAGAGACGCAGAGAAAAAUAAGCAGUGCCCACUUUUCUGAGAAAAAUGUGGGCGCUGCUUAUUUUUCUCUGCGUCUCUCGAAAUAAUGCAUAGGCGCUGCUUAUUUGUUCUUCCCUUGAAAUAAGCUCCGCCCACUUGGAGAAAUAAGCAGCGCCCAUGAGAGACGCAGAGAAAAAUAAGAAGCGUCUGAAUUUGCUGACGCAUUUUUUGUAGCUCUAAUUUUCAGCCAAAGUGUUGCCAGACGAUGUGAUAGAUCAAAUCGCGGGAAAUUUGUGAGUUUUUUUUUCAGAAAAUACAAUUUCAGCCCCAAAAACCCCGCAUUUUUCAGUGUUCACAAAUUCGUCAAACCCAUCAACGAAAACUACGAAUUCCCUCUGAGAUUCCCCUUCAUCUACCCAGAAGAUCGUGUAAAUCCCACGAAUAACUCGUGGAAAUGCGCAUUUUGUAUCUCAAUUGGAAUCGGCACAUUUCUCUUGGUGAUUUUCACAAUUUUCGCCUCAUUUUAUAUCAAAAAUUUGGGAAAAUUGAUCGAAAAUCGAUUGAUGGAACAAGGAGAAAAUCAGAAGAAAAUAUCGGAGAAAAAAAGCGAGGAAAAUGUGGGGAAAAUUCGAAAGAAACCGUCGAAAACUAGGAAAAUUGCGGCGAAAAAGAGAAAAACUAUAUUAGAUGUUGAUAUUUGA